Messenger RNA from Dovyalis caffra, 1545 nucleotides. The record is from the annotation of a GenBank genome assembly. NCBI's taxonomy places the organism in Eukaryota, Viridiplantae, Streptophyta, Magnoliopsida, Malpighiales, Salicaceae.
AUGCCAAACAUAUGUUCUGAACAACUGAUUAAUCUGCUAAUGAAACCUCACGCUGUUAACUAUCCUGGAAUCUGCGGAACUGCAUUACCAGAAGUUUCUGCUGCUAAGGUGGCUUCAUUGGAUGGUAAGAACAUGCAGGCAACAAGUAAUCAUACUCCUCAGCAAAACCAGUCAGGAGUUACGUCCAUAGAAAACGAAAAUUAUUCCCAGAUCUGUCUAGACCAAUCUGCUGGCAUGAACUCAUCUUCAUCAAAAAUAAAUGUAGCUGGGAAGUCACAUUCUUCAAGCAAAGUUGAAAACCAAGCAUCAGUUGGAAUUAGUGAAGGAAAAUUAAAAUUAGAAGCUGAGCAUUUGCAAGAUCAGUUAAGCCAGCUAACCUCGACAGGGGAAUGCAUUGUGCAAAAACUGUCCUCGGGUCAUACGACUCAGCAGAAUGCUACAAAUCAUCUGGCGUUCCAAAACCAGAAUCAGGGCCACUCACAAUUACAAAGCAGCCUCUGGCCAACACAGGCAUUACCAGAAUCAUCACAACUUAAUCCCCAACCGAUCCAUGCACCUCUUGCUGAUGCUGCUGCACUUAACUGCUCACUUCCGUUUCUGGAAGCUGAUGAAUGGAUAACAAAUCCCAUGUCUAUUGCUGGGAUGUAUAGAUCAGGGCCGUUGUCUAUGUUUGGAUUACAGGACCCAUCAGCAGUUUUCCCGGAAGCAAUUAAUCCCUCUUUACCUUAUAUGAAUCAAGAUGUGUGGGAUCAUCAGAUGAGCAAUUUAAGAAUUUUAUCCCAAGCAAACCAAUUUAUUCCUUUGGCUCAGCAAGAGCCAUGUAACUUCAACUCGGGUGCAGUAAAGGAUCUAUCUGAUGAGAGCAAUGACCAAAGUGGGAUUUAUGGUUCUCUUAACGUUGACGCUGGCAAUGGUGGUGGUUCUGUGGUUGAUCCUUCUGUCUCAAGUGCUAUUCUAGAUGAGUUUUGCACAUUGAAGGAUGCUGAUUUGCAGAAUGCUUCAGAUUGUCUGGUUGGCAACCUCAGCUCAAACCAGGAUGUUCAGUCUCAGAUUACCUCAGCAAGCCUAGCAGAUUCACAGGCUUUCUCACGGCAAGACUUCCCUGACAACUCAGGUGGCACAUCUUCAAGCAACGUUGAUUUUGAUAAUAGCAAUCUGCUCCAGAAUAGCUCAUGGCAGCAAGUAGCCCAACGUGUGCGCACAUAUACUAAGGUUCAGAAGACAGGGUCUGUUGGGAGGUCAAUUGAUGUCUCAAGUUUUAAAAAUUAUGAAGAACUAUGCUCCGCUAUUGAAUGCAUGUUUGGACUUGACGGGCUGCUGAAUAAUCCUAAAGGUUCUGGCUGGAAAUUAGUGUACGUGGACUACGAAAAUGAUGUCCUACUCAUCGGUGAUGAUCCUUGGGAGGAAUUUGUCGGCUGUGUCCGUUGCAUAAGGAUUCUGUCUCCCUCAGAAGUUCAGCAGAUGAGUGAGGAGGGAAUGAAGCUUCUUAACAGCGCUAACAUCCAAGGAACAAAUGCCCCCAUCACCGAGGGUAGCCAUGCUUGA